Messenger RNA from Heterobasidion irregulare TC 32-1, 1169 nucleotides. RefSeq lists its product as uncharacterized. Gene Ontology annotation, cellular component: cytoplasm. Bases 14 to 1123 code for a protein of 369 amino acids. Lineage: Eukaryota; Fungi; Basidiomycota; Agaricomycetes; Russulales; Bondarzewiaceae. The record is from RefSeq and is a predicted model, not a curated record. The transcript is spliced from 5 exons.
GAAAUCUACACCCAUGUCCACAUCCUCAAACACACUUUUUCCCCCUCUCUCACAUUCCGACAUCCUUGCAUUUCAGUUCUCAGCCUGGUACCCGACGUUCUCUGGACUUUCCAUCAAAUCGACUGUCAUUCGUCCGUUAGGUGCUGACUUUCGGGACUACUUGGACGCAGACAGCGUUUUUGUGCCCAAAGGAUCCGAAGACGUACCAGCGCGCAGCACACUCGAAGACGAGGCCGAUGAAGACGAGGGCAACGAAGAUGAGGACGAUCGCCAGGAGUUCGCGUUCCCAGAGUUGGAUGCUCGGAUCAGGGAAGCAGUGCGGGAGUAUGGUGCUGUCUUCCCGAAACUGAAUUUCUCCUCACCUAAGGAUGCAUCAUGGCUCUUACCUUCGUCCUCCCCUCUCAAAUGCACUGCGCCUGCAGAUGUCUACAUUCUGCUGAAAUCUUCCGACUUUAUCACGCAUGACCUUAGUAUGGACAUUGUCUUUGAAGGUUGUGAAGAGACGUCACUCGAUGCCGUAACGACCGGUCGAGCGCAAGAGACCCCCUAUGAACUGGAACUGGUUCUCAGAAAGUGGUAUGCCAUCGAUCGAAGCAGAGAAAUACGCUGCUUUGUGCGCAAUGGGGCUUUAAUUGGCCUGUCCCAGCGUGACACAAAUUUUUAUGAUUUCUUGGCCGAGACCGGGACGCAGACAACAAUCGUGACAUCUGUGAGAACUUACUGGGAAACACACGUUAAGUCUAAAUGGACAGGACCGGAUUCCUAUGUCUUCGAUGUACUCCUCACGCGGGACCUCACACGCUUCCACAUCCUCGAUUUCAAUCCCUACGCACCACGCACCGAUCCGCUCUUAUUCACGUACGAAGAACUGUGCGACAUCUCCACCCACAUCAGGGACUCCGACGAAAUUAUCCCACACCUCCGCGUAAUCGAUUCGCCUGCGCAUCCCGUCGCGACUCGCAAUACGCCCGCGCACCAGCACAACAUGGUCCCGUUCGAGGCGCUCAGUCUGAGCGAAGGCCGUGAUGUAGACAGCUUCAGGAAGAUUUGGGAAGAUGAGAUCAAGAAGGGAAUGGACGAAAGCGAUGAUGAGGAUUAUGACAAAGGAAGUUUAGUCGAUUGAAAUGUAAACUCAUGCGGAAGACCCCUGCAAUUGAGAAGUGUUUUAC